Pelobates cultripes (western spadefoot toad) is the source of this 9822-nucleotide messenger RNA. The record is from the annotation of a GenBank genome assembly. NCBI's taxonomy places the organism in Eukaryota, Metazoa, Chordata, Amphibia, Anura, Pelobatidae.
AUGCGGGCGCCAUCUUGGACCGGUCACCGCUCUACUGAAGCUAUUGAAGAACCCUUGGAAAGUCCAUCUCACAAAAGGUAAGUGAAGGACUUGGGGCACCUAUAGUCCUUAAUACCCCUACCCCUUAAUACCCCUAGUCCUCAUCCUUACUACCCCUACCCCUUACAGAGUCCAGACAGCAGCUUAGGUAAGUGAGGAAUGGGGGGGAAAGGCAGCAGGGAGGCACACAUGGGGACACAGACACUAGGGGACACUGGGAGACCUGGGGACACUGAGAUACUUGUGGACACUGGAAAACAUGGGGACACUGAGAAACUAGGAGACACUGUGAGACAUGGGGACGCUGAGCCACAUGGGGACGCUGUGAAACAUAGGGACAUUGGGAGACACUGAGAUAUUGGGACAUGGAGACACUAGGAACACAGUGUCCCAAUGUCCCCAUGUCCCCCAGCCAGUGUCCCUAAUGGCUCAGUGUCCACAUGGCUCCCAGUGUCUGUGUCCCCAUGUCUCUUACUGUCCCUAGUGACUCAGAGUCCCCAUGUCUCCAAGUGUCCCCAUGUCUCCCAGCCAGUGUCCCCAUGUCUCCCAGUGUCCCCAAGUCUCCCAGUGUGUGUCCGAAUGUCUCUCAGUGUCCCCAUGUCUAUGUACACAAGUGUCCCUAGUGUCUCAGUGUCCCCAUGUCUCCCAGUGUCCCCUAGUCUCCCAUGUCUCUCAAUGUCCCUAGUGUCUUAGUGUGCUCAAAUGCUUCAGUGUCCCGAUGUCUCUGUGUCCCUAGUGUCCCCAUUUCUCCCAGUGUCCCCAAAUGCCUGUGUCCCUAUGUCUCCCAGUGUCCCCAUGUCUAUAUUUACAAGUGCCCCCAUGUCUCCAAAUGUCCCCAAGUGUCUCAGUGCCCUCAUGUCUCCCAGUGUCCCCAUGUUUCACUGUGUCCCCUAGUAUCCUAGUGACAUGGGGAAACACUGAGACAUGGGGACACUGUGCGACAUGGGGACACUGACACUGUGAUACAUAGGGACACUGAGACACUGGGUGACUUGCGAGACUGAGACACUGGGAGCAAUUCAUCUAUACAGCAGAAUCAAACUGUGAGUAGUUUGUUGGUGAUUUUACAGAAUUUUCUCUGAUAUCACUCCUUGUGAUUUACAUCAUGUUAUGUCAUGCAUAACUAAUUAAUUAUACAAAUUAUUAAGGCUGAUAUUUUUUUUUCCAAGAAAGGUGGCAACCCUAACUACUCUUCACAUACUAUUGCUUAAAGGAACGCUAUAAGGUCAGGAACACAAUCAUGUAUUUCUGACCCUAUUAUGUAAAAACCACCAUCUAGCCCCCCUGAUCCCCUAUUGCCUCCCUAAAUAUAGUAAAAUCUUACUUGUAUUCAAGUCUGCAGAUACUGGCUCUGCCUCUGAACUGACAUAAUCAGAAGUGGUGAUCUGAGCAAAUUAUAAUGCUUCCCCAUAAGAUUGGUUGAGACUGUCAACUAGGCAGAUCAGGGGCAGAGCCAGCAUGAUUCAAACACAGUCCUGGCCAAUCAGCAUCUCCUCAUAAAGAUAAAUUGAAUCAAUGCAUCUCUAUGAGGAAAGUUCAGUGUCUGCAUACAUACGCAAAUACGCUCCGCCCACAGGUGCCGGAACUCGGCUAUAAUAUAGAAAAAAAGAGCCAAACCACCAUGAACAAAGAGAGAGGAAUGAGAGUUUGAAUUCCAAAAUCGGAAAGUGUAGAGUGUAUAAAAUACAUAUUAUAAAAAUACAUAUUAUGAACAAGUAUCUAUUAAAAAGGUAAUAAAGGAUAAUAGCAAAUAAUGCAUAUAGAAUAGAAUUUCAAAAUAGGGAAAUAUACUAUCCCUUAUAUAAAAAACAUUCAGGACUAAUGCCUUGGACUUGGACUUGUCACCAGUGGGGUACCUCAGGGAUCUGUACUUGGACCCAUUCUCUUUAAUAUUUUUAUUAGUGAUAUUGCAGAAGGUCUUGAUGGUAAGGUAUGUCUUUUUGCUGAUGAUACUAAGAUAUGUAACAGGGUUGAUGUUCCAGGAGGGAUAAGCCAAAUGGCAAAUGAUUUAGGUAAACUAGAAAAAUGGUCAGAAUUGUGGCAACUGACAUUUAAUGUGGAUAAGUGCAAGAUAAUGCAUCUUGGGCGUAAAAACCCAAGGGCAGAGUACAGAAUAUUUGAUAGAGUCCUAACCUCAACAUAUGAGGAAAGGGAUUUAGGGGUGAUUAUUUCUGAUGACUUAAAGGUAGGCAGACAAUGUAAUAGAGCAGCAGGAAAUGCUAGCAGAAUGCUUGGUUGUAUAGGGAGAGGUAUUAGCAGUAGAAAGAGGGAAGUGCUCAUGCCAUUGUACAGAACACUGGUGAGACCUCACUUGGAGUAUUGUACACAGUACUGGAGACCGUAUCUUCAGAAGGAUAUUGAUACCUUAGAGAGGGUUCAGAGAAGGGCUACUAAACUGGUUCAUGGAUUGCGGGAUAAAACUUACCAGGAAAGGUUAAAGGAUCUUAACUAGUGAUGUCGCGAACCCGAAAUUUUCAGUUUGCAAACGGCGAACGCAAACUUCCGCAAAUGUUCGCAAACCGGCGAACCGGGCGAACCGCAUAGACUUCAAUGGGCGGGCGAAUUUUAAAACACACAGGGACUCUUUCUGGCCACAAUAGUGAUUGAAAAGUUGUUUCAAGGGGACUAACACCUGGACUGUGGCAUGCCGGAGGGGGAUCCAUGGCAAAACUCCCAUGGAAAAUUACACAGUUGAUACAGAGUCUGGUUUUAAUCCAUAAAGGGCAGAAAUCACCUAACAUUCCUAAAUCACAAUCAAUAUGGAUUGACACCCGACAUAUGACAUAUUGACACCUUGACAUAUGGAUUGACACCUGUCCUCAGAGCCCCUGAUGCACACGGACACAGAGCAGAAUAGAGACUGGUCCCCCUACAUAGGGUCACUUGGCAGAUAUGGACUGACACCUGUCCUAAGGAUCCCUGAUACACACUGACACAGAGCAGAAUAGGGACUGUUCCUCCUACAUAGGGUCACUUGGCAGAUAUGGAUUGACACCUGUCCCCAGAGCCCCUGAUACACACUGACACAGAUCAGAAUAGGGAAUGUUACCCCAACAUAGGGUCACUUGGCAGAUAUGGAUUGACACCUGUCCUCAGAGACCAUGAUACACACUGACACAGAGCAGAAUAGAGACUGUUCCUCCAACAUAGGGUCACUUGGCAGAUUUGGAUUGACACCUGUCCUCAGAGACCAUGAUACACACUGACACAGAGCAGAAUAGAGACUGAUCUCGUACAUAGGGUCACUUGGCAGAUAUGGAUUGACACCUGUCCUCAGAGACCAUGAUACACACUGACACAGAGCAGAACAGAGACUGUUCCUCCUACAUAGGGUCACUUGACAGAUAUGGAUUGACACCUGUCUUCAGAGAUCAUGAUACACACUGACACAGAGCAGAAUAGAGACUGUUCCUCUACAUAGGGUCACUUGGCAGAUAUGGAAUGACACCUGUCCUCCAGAGACCAUGAUACACACUGACACAGAGCAGAAUAGGGACUGUUCCCCUACAUGGGGUCACUUGGCAGAUAUGGAUUGACACCUGUCCUCAGAGCCCCUGAUACACGCAGCCUGAGAGCAGAAUGAGGAACUGUUUCCCCUACAUGGGGUCACUUGGCAGAUAUGGAUUGACACCUGUCCUCAGAGAUCAUGAUACCACACCAGCCCACCCGAAACAGAAUAGAGACUGUUCCCCAUGGGGUCACUUGGCAGUGUGGAUUGACACCUGUCUUCGAGAUCAUGAUACACACUGACACAGAGCAGAAUAGAGACUGUUCCCCCUACCUUGGGGUCACUUGGCAGAUAUGGAUUGACCUUCUGUCCUCAGAGACCAUGAUACACACACUGACACAGAGCAGGGGAAUAGAAACUGUUACCCCUACAUAGGGUCACUUGGCAGAUAUGGAUUGACACCUGUCCUAGGGAUCCCUGAUACACACUGACACAGAGCAGAAUAGGGACUGUUCCUCCUACAUGGGGUCACAUGGCAGAUAUGGAUUGACACCUGUCCUCAGAGCCCCUGAUACACACUGACACAGAGCAGAAUAGAGGCUGUUCCUCCUACAUAGGGUCACUUGGCAGAUAUGGAUUGACACCUGUCCUCAGAGAUCAUGAUACACACUGACACAGAGCAGAAUAGAGACUGUUCUCCUACAUGGGGUCACUUGGCAGAUAUGGAUUGACACCUGUCCUCAGAGCCCCUGAUACACACUGACACAGAGCAGAAUAGAGACUGUUCCUCCUACAUAGGGUCACUUGGCAGAUAUGGAUUGACACCUGUCCUCAGAGACCAUGACACACACUGACAGAGAGCAGAAUAGAGACUGUUCCCCCUACAUAGGGUCACUUGGCAGAUAUGGAUUGACACCUGUCCUAAGGAUCCCUGAUACACACUGACACAGAGCAGAAUAAGGAAUAUUCACUAAAUGCCAAACAUUGUUAUACAGGGGAAUAUUCAGUAAAUACUGAAUACCCUAUGUCAAACUGAAUACCCUACUGUCCUCCCCCCUGCCCCCACCCGUGAGCGGUGGGUUGGGGGCCAUAAAAAUAAUGAGGGGGGGGGGACCUACUGUAUGAUGUUGUAUCGAUCAGGUAGUGUAAUGGUUAUGCCCGCUUCACAGUGACAGACCAAACUCCCCGUUUAACGCACCGCAAACAACCGCAAACAGUCCAUUUGCACAACCGCAAACUCCCCAUUUGCACAAGGUUGGAUACCAAACUAGCCAUGUCCCGUUCCUUGUCCUCACUGAUGUCAUUGAAGGUCUCUUCCUCCACCCAGCCACGUACAAUACCAAGGGUCCCCGAAAGGUGACAACAAGCCCCUUGGGACGCCUGCUGUGUUUGGUCUUCCACCUCCUCAAAGCCACCUUCCUCUUCUGACUCCUCUUCUUCAGACUCCUCUCUCUGCGUUGCCUCUCUCUGCGUUAUUAUAAGGUGUGUUAAGUAGUAUUAUUCUUAUCAGUUUAAUCCCUGUUAUGUGCCUUUUUUUUGGUUUGGUUUUUGAAACCACAGUUCAGCACCAGAGGCCCGAAAAAUUAGGCAUGUACACAUGCCUGAAAAAUUAGGUAUUGUUGCAGCCGCUGCUGUAGCAGCGGCCAGAAGAAUUGAUGUUUGUUUCCCAGGCAGAAAGUGCCCUAAAACAGUGUUACCCUACCCCCGGGCCGUGGACCGGUACGUGGAUCAAACGUUUACCGGUCCGCGGCGAUAAAAAGGUUGGGGAGCACUGCCUUAAAAUAUUGCGGCUUGAACCCUAGUUGGUGGCGGAUGAGUCACGCAAGUCAACCGCCAUUCAGAGCUAAAAUACAGCAGCGUGUGGACCAUUUUUAGCCCAAGACAGCUCAUCUCAUCAGGCCUUUUUUAGUCGGAUGUAUCGCCCACUGUCAGUCCCGUCGGGAUCCAUCCCUCAUUCAUCUUAAUAAAGGUGAGGUAAUCUAGACUUUUUUGACCUAGGCGACAUCUCUUCUCAGUGACAAUACCUCCUGCUGCACUGAAGGUCCUUUCUGACAGGACACUUGAAGCGGGGCAGGCCAGAAGUUCUAUUGCCUAUUGGGAUAGCUCAGGCCACAGGUCAAGCCUGCACACCCAAUAGUCAAGGGGUUCAUCGCUCCUCAGAGUGUCGAUAUCUGCAGUUAAGGCGAGGUAGUCUGCUACCUGUCGGUCGAGUCGUUCUCUGAGGGUGGAUCCCGAAGGGCUGUGGCGAUUCGUAGGACUUAAAAAGCUCUGCAUGUCCUCCAUCAACAACACAUCUGUAAAGCGUCCUGUCCUUGCCGGCGUGGUCGUGGGAGGAGGAGGAUUACUUUCACCUCUUCCCCUGUUAGAUUCCUGUUGUGCUGUGACAUCACCCUUAUACGCUGUGUAAAGCAUACUUUUUAAUUUAUUUUGCAAAUGCUGCAUCCUUUCCGACUUGUUGUAAUUUGGUAAUAUUUCAGCCACUUUCUGCUUAUACCGGGGUCUAGUAGCGUGGACACCCAGUACAGGUCGUUCUCCUUCAGCCUUUUUAUACGAGGGUCCCUCAACAGGCACGACAGCAUGAAAGACCCCAUUUGCACAAGGUUGGAUGCCGAGCUACUCAUUUCCCGUUCCUCCUCCUCAGUGAUCUCAAUGAAGGUAUGUUCUUCCCCUCAGCCACGUACAACACCACGGGUACCAGAUAGGUGACAACGAGCACCCUGGGAUGCCUGUUGUGGUUGGUCUUCCUCCUCCUCCUCAAAGCCACAUUCCUCCUCUGACUCCUCUUCCUCACAAUUCUCUUCCAGCAUUGCCGCAGGUCCAGCAAGCGAUGCUGAUAAGGCUGGUUCUGGUGGUGAUGGUGACCACAACUCUUCCUCUUCACGCCCAUCUACGGCCUGAUCCAGCACUCUUCGCAGGGCACGCUCCAGAAAGAAAACAAAUGGUAUGAUGUCGCUGAUGAGCUGGUGGGAUACCGGAUCUGUUUGUCACCUCAAAGGAGGCUACGCGCUAAUGCCCGUAGGCCUUACGCGUCCUUUUGAGGAUAAAACCUAGCCAGUCCCACCGGCGUGCGGUGGCCUGCCUCUGCCUGUCAUUUUUGAUUAUGGUGCCUAUGCGUGCAAGCUACUGUGACACCAGAUAUGAGUGGCACUCGUGAGCUGGCAGAGGUUGGCAGAAAGUACACGCUGUAGGGCUGACACACCUGCUUUGAGACAACUAACUGCUAUUCAAUCUAUAACAGUGAAAAAGUUUUUGGGUUUUAAAUGCAAGCUAUUGUGACACCAGUGAGUGAGUGGUGGCACUGGGCACAGUAUCCACUGUGAGCCUGACACACCCGCUUUGAGACAACUAACUGCUAUUCAAUCUAUAACAGUGAAAAAAGAUUUUUGGUUUUAAAUGCAAGCUAUUGUGACACCAGUGAGUGAGUGGUGGCACUGGGCACAGUAUCCACUGUGAGCCUGACACACCCGCUUUGAGACAACUAACUGCUAUUCAAUCUAUAAGAGUGAAAAAAGUUUUUUGUUUUUAAAUGCAAGCUAUUGUGACACCAGUGAGUGAGUGGUGGCACUGGGCACAGUAUCCACUGUGAGCCUGACACACCCGCUUUGAGACAACUAACUGCUAUUCAAUCUAUAACAGUGAAAAAAGUUUUUUGGUUUUUAAAUGCACGCUAUUGUGACACCAGUGAGUGGUGGCACUGGGCACAGUAUCCACUGUGAGCCUGACACAGACGCUAGCAGACAACUAACUGCUAUUCAAUCUAUAACAGUGAAAAAAGUUUUUGGGUUUUAAAUGCAAGCUAUUGUGACACCAGUUAGUGAGUGGUGGCACUGGGCACAGUAUCCACUGUGAGCCUGACACACCAGCUUUGAGACAACUAACUGCUAUUCAAUCUAUAACAGUGAAAAAAGUUUUUGGGUUUUAAAUGCAAGCUAUUGUGACACCAGUGAGUGAGUGGUGGCACUGGGCACAGUAUCCACUGUGAGCCUGGCACACCCGCUUUGAGACAACUAACUGCUAUUCAAUCUAUAACAGUGAAAAAAGUUUUUUGUUUUUAAAUGCAAGCUUUUGUGACACCAGUGAGUGAGUGGUGGCACUGGGCACAGUAUCCACUGUGAGCCUGACACAGACGCUGGCAGACAACUAACUGCUAUUCAAUCUAUAACAGUAAAAAAAGUUUUUUGGUUUUAAAUGCAUGCUAUUGUGACACCAGUGAGUGAGUGGUGGCACUGGGCACAGUAUCCACUGUGAGCCUGACACAGACGCUGGCAGACAACUAACUGCUAUUCAAUCUAGAACAGUGAAAAAAGUUUUUUGGUUUUUAAAUGCACGCUAUUGUGACACCAGUGAGUGAGUGGUAACACUGGGCACAGUAUCCACUGUGAGCCUCACACAGACGCUGGCAGACAACUAACUGCUAUUCAAUCUAUAACAGUGAAAAAAGUUUUUUGGUUUUAAAUGCACGCUAUUGUGACACCAGAUAUGAGUGGCAAAGUACACUGGCAGAGGUCUGCAGAGCACACGCUGAAGGCCUGACACCCACUUUAAGGACACUGACUGCUAUUAUCUUACACUGAAAAACUUUUUUCUUUGUAAAAGCAUGCUAUAGAGACACCAGAUAUGAGUUGCAAAGUACACGGGCAGAGGUCUGCAGAGCACGCGCUGAAGAAGGCCUGACACCCGCUUUAAGGACACUGACUGCUAUUAGCUUACACUGAAAAACUUUUUUUCUUUGUAAAAGCACGCUAUAGAGACACCAGAUAUGAGUGGCAAAGUACAUGGGCAGAGGUCUGCAGAGCACACGCUGAAGGAGGCCUGACACCCGCUUUAAGGACAAUGACUGCUAUUAGCUUACACUGAAAAACUUUUUUUCUUUGUAAAAGCACGCUAUAGAGACACCAGAUAUGAGUGGCAAAGUACACGGGCAGAGGUCUGUAGAGCACACGCUGAAGGAGGCCUGACACCCAGAAGCUUGCAGACAACUAACUGCUAUUCAAUCUAUUACAGUGAAAAAAUGUUUUUCUUUUUAAAUGUCAAGCUUAAGCUAUUGUGACACCAGUGAGUGAGUGGUGGCACUGGGCAAGUGGGCACAGUAUAUGCUGUGAGCCUGACACACAGGCUGGCAGGCAGGCAGGCAACUGCAAUUACAUUACACAGAAAAAAAAGCAGACUGAUGUUCUAGCCCUAAAAAGGGCUUUUGGGGUGCUGUCCUUACAGCAGAGAUCAGAUGAGUCCUUCAGGACUGUAGUGGACACUGAAUACACUAGCCUAGCUAUCAAUUUCCUAUCAAAUCAGCAGCAGCUACACUGUCCCUCCUCUCACUAAGAAUGCAGCUUCACAAUGAAUGUAAAAUGGAUGCUGUCCAGGAGGUGGGAGGGAGGGUCUGCUGCUGAUUGGCUGGAAUGUGUCUGUUGACUGUGAGGUACAGGGUCAAAGUUUACCUCAAUGAUGACCUAAUAGGGGGGCAGAUCAAACCGCCGCAUGUGUUCACACCCAUCGAAGGCGACCAACACGCUUAUAGCCCGCCGAACUAUUCUCAUUGGCUAACAGUUCGGUACAUCACUACUAAUCUUAACAUGUAUAGCUUGGGGGAAAGACGAGACGGGGGGAUGUGAUAGAAACAUUUAAAUACAUAAAGGGAAUCAACACAGUAAAGAAGGAGACUAUAUUUAAAAGAAGAAAAACUACCACAACAAGAGGACAUAGUCUUAAAUUAGAGGGACAAAGGUUUAAAAAUAAUAUUAGGAAGUAUUACUUUACUGAGGGUAGUGGAUGCAUGGAAUAGCCUUCCAGCUGAAGUGGUAGAGGUUAACACAGUAAAGGAGUUUAAGCAUGCGUGGGAUAGGCAUAAGGCUAUCCUAACUAUAAGAUAAGGCCAGGGACUAAUGAAAGUAUUUAGAAAAUUGGGCAGACUAGAUGGGCCGAAUGGUUCUUAUCUGCCGUCACAUUCUAUGUUUCUUGCCUGAAUUCAAUUUUAACUUUAUUUACAAAUAACAAAUGUUUUUUCUCUUCCAUAUUUCUGCAGUAUGUCCAAUCCUGAACCUGUGGAUAAACCUGCAGAAAAAGGAAAAUGUCUGUCCAAGACAAUACAUUUAAUUUGCUCUGCCUGUUCGCACCCUUUACCUGAUGGGUACAAGAGAAAGCACUGUAACACAUGCGCUAAGGAAGCAGCAGAGGAAUCUAAGAAAUCUGAGGUUUCAUCCUUCCUCUCGUGGUCGCAGAGUAACCUUCUUCAGGCUUUUUUGGAUACCAGAGUAUCUGCUUUGCAUUAUGCUCAGUCUAUGCCACUGGUUGAUUUGCCCCAUAAGUCAGAGGCUAGCUUUUCCAUUUUCCAAUAA